Messenger RNA from Rhinichthys klamathensis goyatoka, 2103 nucleotides. RefSeq names its product apelin receptor b (gene aplnrb). The record is from RefSeq and is a predicted model, not a curated record. Gene Ontology annotation, cellular component: membrane. Gene Ontology annotation, molecular function: G protein-coupled receptor activity. The coding region runs from base 83 to 1162 and encodes 359 amino acids. NCBI's taxonomy places the organism in Eukaryota, Metazoa, Chordata, Actinopteri, Cypriniformes, Leuciscidae. The transcript has a single exon. Gene Ontology annotation, biological process: immune response; G protein-coupled receptor signaling pathway.
ACCUGAACACAUCACAAGCAACUUCUCUGUGAUCAUUUAGAUCUCUUGUCAACGGAUACUUUAAACACAGAUUUUUGGAGGAAUGAAUGCCAUGGACAACAUGACUGAUGACUACAGCCAAGACGACUACGACGAGGCAGCAAACAGCUCAAUGUGUGACUUUAAUGAGUGGGAACCAUCAUAUUCACUGAUUCCUGUGUUCUACAUGCUUAUCUUCAUCCUGGGCCUCACUGGUAAUGGUGUGGUCAUCUUCACGGUGUGGCGGGCCCAGUCCAAGCGCAGAGCUGCGGAUGUCUACAUCGGAAACCUGGCUCUUGCUGACCUGACCUUUGUGGUGACUCUGCCUCUGUGGGCCGUCUACACUGGCCUGAGAUACGACUGGCCCUUUGGCGUGGCCCUCUGCAAGAUUAGCAGCUACGUGGUGUUGCUCAACAUGUACGCCAGUGUCUUCUGCCUGACCUGCCUGAGCCUAGACCGCUACAUGGCCAUCGUGCACUCGCUCACCAGCACACAGCUGCGGACCAGAGGACACAUGCAGGCCUCGCUGGCCACCAUCUGGCUUCUCUCAGGUGUGCUGGCUGCACCCACCCUGCUUCUCCGCACCACGGUGUACGACGCCGAAACCAACCACACCUCCUGCGCCAUGGACUUCAGCCUGGUGGUGAGCAAACCGGGCCAGGAGACCUUUUGGAUUGCGGGCCUCAGCAUCUCCUCUACGGCUCUUGGCUUUCUGAUCCCCCUUCUGGCAAUGAUGGUGUGCUACGGGUUCAUCGGCUGCACCGUCACACGUCACUUCAACAGCCUUCGCAAGGAGGACCAGCGCAAGCGUCGCCUGCUCAAGAUCAUCACCACAUUGGUGGUGGUGUUUGCUGCGUGCUGGAUGCCCUUCCACGUCGUGAAGACCAUGGACGCCCUCUCGUACCUGAACCUAGCGCCUGACUCCUGCACCUUCCUGAACCUCCUGCUGAUGGCCCAUCCCUACGCAACCUGCCUGGCGUACGUCAACAGCUGCCUCAACCCGCUCCUCUACGCCUUCUUUGACCUCCGCUUCCGCUCUCAGUGCCUUUGCCUCCUCAACCUGAAGAAAGCCCUUCACGCCAGCCCCGCCAGCUCCCUCUCUUCACAGAAGACCGAGGCCCAGUCGCUGGCUACUAAGGUGUGAGGAGGUGGGUGGAAGGGUGACACAGAAUUGGGGUAACAAGUCAACAACUUCCCUCAAACUCUUACAUCCUUCACAAGAACUCAAAGGUAACUCUGUUUGUUGGGGACAAGAAGACUUUCCUUUUGUAUCUGACUGUGGGAACUUGAGGAACCAGCUUCUCCUGUCCCGGGACUAUGCGUUGGUACUCUGUGUAAUAUAAAGGAGAGCGUUCUGGUUCUGAAGAACUUGAUGCAGUCUGUUUGUCCUGCUGUCUCUGAGACCACAAGCAGCUUCUGGAAAGCAGACCCCCCUCCGACAGCUGUGCUCCAGACGUGCGGGACACAGUUGAAUGUACAUUGAGGAGGACGAGCGAGGGCUUUUCUGCUUGCCUCUGCAUCUCUCGCGGCUCCAGAGAUUUGGCUUCACAGACUCUGCUGUUACUUUGGAGCUGCAGGGUGGUGGGUGGCCCACGGAAGGCUUUGAGAACAAUUUAUGAACUCUUUACUUUUAAAACUGUAUUAGUGCAUUUAACCAUGCUCCUUACCCUUUGGUUGCUUGAUUAUUUUUUUGUCCAUUAAGCACUUGUUCGUAAGGGGCAGUGAUAAGAACCCUGGUGGCCAGUCUGUCUUAUCUAAACUGUCAAGAUAGGGGAGGGAGGGAUGGGAGCCUUACAUGAGAAGAAGUGUUGCAGCUUGAUUAAAGACUUUCAAGGGGGGAGGUGGGUGUUUUGGGGAGACGAAAACAUGGAGGGGGGUAAACUCAGACAGACAGAUGGCAGUUGACAAAUGUUGUUGGGGAAAAGGGACGGCCAAUUAAUAGGUGGCAGCUUCGACAGAUGAGAUACUGUGCGUGCGAGUGUGAGCUAAUGAAAUGUGCUAGUCAACUUUUAUUUUGAUAUUGUGGAAAACACUGCUGUAUGAUUCUUUUAUGCAGUACUUUAUGAAUAAAAUGUGUAUUAUGAA